GAGAGGAGAGAAAGAGAUUCAAAGAUGUUAUUCAUGCAUACAAUUGAUGUCCCUCGAAUAAUGGGUCAAAAAAUUAUUUAAGAAGCCUGACCUGCUAGUUUAUAUCGAAAUUAAUUUUUCGUUAACGUUCGGUGAUUGAAAUUCUCAUUUUUACACGAGGCACAUUGAAGAGAACGAAUUGCGAUUUCAAUCGAAAUAAGAAUAUUGAUGAAGAGGAACGUCGUCAAAUUGUGGUACGAUUUUGAUAGAAAAUCGCAAGAAAACACAAUAGAACGAAAUAUCGUUCGAUGAGAAUAAAGCUUAGACGGUAUGAUCGUAACAGUGAUAAAACUUCGCGCGUUUUCGAUAGUAGAAAAAGAAAAACAUUUGUGCAUUUGUUUGUUCUGACGCAUAAGGUGGAAAUGAAAGUGGUGGUGGUUGUAAUGAUAGUGAUGACGGCGGUGGUAGUAAUGACGACGAUAGUAGCAGUAUUCGAAUUUUACAUAUCGACGCCUAUGCGUCAGUCCGUUCUUCCAAUUCGUGCGUGACGCGAAGUUGUCGGCGUAUCGCUCGCAAAAUUUUCGAUAUAUCUACGUUGACGGCGAGACGCGAAAGUCGACGCCGUUGGCCCGUCCGCCGCGCGAGUGAGCGAACGCCGUGAAGUGUGCAUCGCUUUAGUGCCCGAGUUGUGUGUACAUAUAAAUGGCGGCUGACGAAAAAUGGUACUUUACAAAAGAACAGCUUAUAAACACGCCGAGCAGAAGAUGCGGCAUCGACGCGGAUAAAGAACUAAGUUACAGGCAGCAGGCAGCGAAUUUCAUCCAGGACAUGGGACAGCGACUUGUGGUUACACAAUUAUGCAUCAAUACAGCAAUAGUCUACAUGCACAGGUUCUAUGUGUUCCAUUCGCUAUCACAUUUCCACCGAAAUUCGAUAGCUGCAGCAGCCCUUUUUUUAGCAGCAAAAGUAGAAGAACAACCACGCAAACUAGAACAUGUUAUCAAAAUGGCACACAUGUGUUUGCACAGAGAUCAGCCGCCACCUGACAUCAGAUCUGAGCAAUACCUUGAACAAGCUCAAGAUUUAGUAUUUAAUGAAAAUGUCUUACUACAGACAUUGGGAUUUGAUGUUGCUAUUGACCAUCCUCACACACAUGUUGUUAGAUGUUGUCAACUGGUUAAAGCGAGCAAGGACUUAGCCCAGACGUCAUACUUCAUGGCAUCUAACAGCUUGCAUUUAACAACAAUGUGUCUGCAAUACAAACCCACAGUAGUCGCCUGUUUCUGUAUCCAUUUAGCAUGUAAAUGGUCCAAUUGGGAGAUACCUCAAAGUAAUGAAGGAAAACAUUGGUUUUGGUACGUUGAUAGAACUGUAACUUCAGAGCUGCUACAACAACUUACAGCAGAAUUUCUACAUAUAUUCGACAAAUGUCCGUCGAGAUUAAAAAGGAAAAUUAUGAGCAUUUCUGCUAAUCAAAGCCCAAGUAUCAAUCACCCAAGUUUGCCAAAUUCGCCAUUUGAUGCUGAACCACGAAAAGUUCAAUCUCCAGCAUCGGCGGCGGAUGGAGGGCCAACAUUUCAUUCUAAUCGGCCGCAUCAUAUAGAAAAACAGGAAGAAAAGAAACAACUUCCUCCGACAAAUACAAGACCACCUGUUGACUAUCGUGAAUACAGAGAGAAAAAAGAACGUGAACGUUUAGAGAGAGAAAAAGCAACAACUCCAGUUACAAGUGUACAAAGUCAUGCAGUUGAUAUUAAUAAACAUCACUCACAUCAUCAUAAACCUGUGUCCGGAACAAAUAUACCUAAUAAGCAUUCCGUGCCACCGGGGCAAAAAACUACAUUACAUCAUAAUCAUCAUCACAGACAAGAGAUGAAAGUUAGUCAACCAGUACCACAAAGGCAUUCUACAGGGAAUCAGCCGCGAGAACCCAAUCGUGAUCCUAGUAGACAGAGGAUACAAAGGGAAUACAAUUCUAGUAGUAGUUCAACUAGUAGUACAGUGCAUUCUCAUGGUCAUACAAUACAUCAAACAAAGGAUGUAAACGUAGACAACACAUUAUCAGAUAUUACACCACAUAGAUCUGACGUUGCUACAUUACCAGACAAUCUCAGUAAUAACAACCACAAUUUACAAAGGUUAAGCACAAUGGAUGGAAAACAUCAAUCUCACGACAAAAGAGUCUAUGAUCCAAGACAUAAAACUGUAGAUCAUAGGAAAGAUGGAGAUCAAAAAGCUUAUAAUAAAUAUCCUGAUUCGUCGAGAGAUAGACAACGGAAAUCUGAUACUUUAGAACAGAGAUGUGAAGAAGUACGUAAACUUAUAGAAAAACCUGUACCGUUUCCAAAACCAGCAUUGGAUGUACAACAUGCUGCCAAUAUACAGAAACAGUCUUAUCAUGGUAAAUAUAGUCAACCAGAUAAGCCACAAGGAAGCACCAGUGCGUUUAUAGGUGAUAUGAAACCGAUCGCUAUGUCUCAAAACGCAUUCUCUCAAGAAAAAUCUCCGACGAACCUCGCAUCUCUACCACAAAUCUCUCAAAAAAGCAUAUCUUCUAAGCCCACGAUAAAUCAGCAUUCUGCUUAUGGUGUUCCACAAGCAUUAAAAGAUUCGAUUAAAAAUGGAAAUUCUCAAUCCUCGUGUUUAACGCCUUUAAAUAAUAUAGACGAUCCAAAAGCUGAAAAACGUCCGCGACACGAUGAAUUGAUAGAACAACAACAAAAUUUGUUACAAACACCAACAAACAAACACAAAUCAUUAUUUAGUCCGGAAAAAGUGCAAACCAGUCGGGAGUCUCACUCUCAAAGGCCUAAAUCGAAGCAAAAAACGCCACCUUCGGCUGUUAAAGUUCCUAAAGAACGUGCGCCAGAGACAUUAACUGGUCUUAAUUUGGUGUCACCAUUCGCGAGUCCGCCAGGUUUACAACAAACUGAUUCAAUAUCAAUGAAACGUUCAGCUACUGAUGCGUCAACGAUAUCUCAUAAAAGACAUCGGACUACAAGUUCUAGUGAAAAUGAGUCCCAGUUGAAAAUCAAGAUGGAAGAUACAUCGAGUUUAGAGGCCAUGAAGAUGCUUGGUAGAGUACCAGAGCUUAUCCAACCAAUCAGAGAUAAUCCUUCGUCAAAUGGUCGAAGUACUUCGGUGGCUAGCGAUUUACAACCACCAGAAUUAAUUAAACCGUUUGAACCGGAACCUGUGAUUUCUCGUUUCGGUAGUAUGGUUACAAAUGGGUUGGAUACAGGCGUUGAGACUCAACAACAACCAGUGCAAAUUGAAUAUUUAUCACCAAUGAAAACGGCUCAAAGUAUAAGUGCUCUAUUGCAGGAACCUUUAGCUCCUUUGCCAUCUUUACUGCAAGGAAUGCAGCAAUUUAGUCAAAUAACACCACAACAAGCGCAUCAAGAGCAUAUUGUUCAGCAAGAGCAACAACAGCAGCCGCCACAGCAACAGUUGCCACAGCAACAACAAGCACAGAUGCAAUUACAAGUACAAUCACAGACACUGCAGCAUCAACAUCAACAUUCGCAUCAACAUCAACAGCCCAUAACUUCUCAUUCAUUGUUACUUCCUGAUAGCCAAUUAGCAGUACAAACACAGUGUAUGACACUGCCUUCAUCAAUGAAUGAAACGUCUGUAGUUUCAACGGUUGAUAUUAGUGUUCUAUCUGCCCCGGUACAAAAUAAUACAGAUGGAAUAGUUCAGACCGUACCAACAACGGUACAGCCAACAGUGCCGACAGUGGUCGAAGAGAAGAAAACGGAGCAUCAUAAGAGCGAGAAGAAAAAAAAGAAAGAAAAACAUAAACAUAAAGAUAAGGAGAAGAGUAAAGAAAAACAUAAACACAAACACAAGGACAAAGACAAGGACAAAGAAAGGCACCGUGAAAAAGAUAAGGAGAAAAAUGAGGAGACGUUACCGGCUGCACCGAUCAAGAUAACAAUACCUAAAGAGAAGUUAAAUCUUAGUAGUGAAACAGCCGUUACCAGUGGCGGUACUAUCGUCAUACCGGAGAAAAACAAAUCACCUCAAGGUACGGGUCUGAAGUUGAAAAUUUUAAAAGAUCGAUUGAAGAGUGCGGAAAGUAUACCGAGUACGCAAGCUCAACCGGUGCCACAGGCACCGUUAAAAAUGAAAAUACGAACGGACGCGAUUUGGAGAAGUUCAACGGGUAGCGUACCGGUAACGACGACAAGCGCUUCGACGAUCGGUAGUGUGCCAGACUAUUCAGGUGAUGGUCGAAAGAGAGAAAGAAUCGAUGUCAACGAGAGUACGUCGAACGUGGUCCCACCGACGAAGAAACAACAGCAACAACAACAACAACACCAUCAUCACUAUCACCACCAUCAGCAGCAACAGCAGCAGCAACAACAGCAACAACAACAACAACAACAACAAUCACAGCAGAUCUCAUCAAUGGCCGCCGGUGGUUACGGUCAACAUCGUCCUGGGGAAAGGCAGAACGGCAGACACUAUAGUUCAGGCAGCAAUAACAAGGAAAGGCACACGUCCAGUCAUCACAAGAGUACCAGCAAAGUGUCACAAAGUCAACAAUCCCAUGCUACGUAGUAUCGAGAUAUCCGGAUAAAACGGCAUCAGUAAGCCGACAUAAUAAUUUAGGAUAUAUAUAUAUAUAUAUCCAUAUAUAUAUAUAUAUUCAUCGAAGAAGUGCCCUGAUCGAUGUGCGUCCACCUCAGAAGUCAUUCUAUAUGUUACAUUACCACCAAUCGAAGAGACAGAAACGAAACUCCCGAUGCACCUGAAAGCCAACGAGAAAAAAUACUUCGAGGCUUCAAUGACGACGAUGACGACGACGACUAUGACGACGAUGAUUACGACGAAUACGACGACGUCAUCGAAACAAAAUUGGAUUUUACGAGAAAGAAAAGAUCGAUUUCUUGUCGAUCGAUUUUGAAUGUGCGAUAUACUCGUAUAAAGAGAGAAGAGAAAGUUUCUUUCAUGGUAUAUCGUCGUUUCGCGUCCUGUCGGUGUCGGUGGUUUUAUUCUUAUUUCAUUUUGCUCUUCUACACGUAACUUCUCUUCUUGUUUUUAUUUUUUUUUCCUUUUUUUCUCCUUUUUUUUUUUUUUUUUUUUAAUUAUUUUUCUCACUUUUUCAUCCCAAACGAAAGAAAACAAAGAUAUAUGACGCUUACACAAACGAAAAGGACGUGUAGAGACUAGUAAACUCUUACGUUAGCCAAAGUUUAACGUAAAUCGAAUUUUGAUUCGUAAGAGGGAUGCUUCUUUCGAAAUAUUAAAUAGAAACAUUUUGAGAGAAAUAAGGAGAAAAAAGAAAAAGAUAUUCUCACUCAGGUCGAUUUAGAUCGCGAUAGGUAAAUAAGAGAAAGCGGCUUUACUUCGUUCCAGUCCGCAGACAUUUUUUUUUUUUGCGAACGGACUCUCUCUCUCUCUCUCUCUCUCUCUCUCUCUCUCUCUCUCUCUCUCUCUCGCUCUUCUAUUUUCAUUCUCAUUAUAUUUUUAGUUCCUCAUUCUUGAUCAUUGAAUUCAUUGAAUCUUUUCAAUGAAUAUGAGGCUGCCAAUGAAGCUAAAACGCAUCUAUGGCUUUCACAAUUGUAGUCAACUUUGCUUUGACAAGUAAUUGCGGAUACUGCUUGUACUAUUCGUCUGUUUGCUUAUUUUUUUUUUUUACUAUAUUUAUUGUAUUUUUAUGUAUCAUUUAAUUCGUAAAAAUUUCUUUAUCUCUAUUAAAACAUU
This is a messenger RNA of Vespa mandarinia (Asian giant hornet), 5691 nucleotides long. RefSeq lists its product as uncharacterized. Gene Ontology annotation, biological process: regulation of transcription by RNA polymerase II. Gene Ontology annotation, molecular function: cyclin-dependent protein serine/threonine kinase regulator activity. NCBI's taxonomy places the organism in Eukaryota, Metazoa, Arthropoda, Insecta, Hymenoptera, Vespidae. The record is from RefSeq and is a predicted model, not a curated record.